Molecule: messenger RNA, 1734 nt
Organism: Hippopotamus amphibius kiboko
Lineage: Eukaryota; Metazoa; Chordata; Mammalia; Artiodactyla; Hippopotamidae
Gene: CLDN4
Product: claudin 4
Exons: 1
Coding region: 244-873 (209 amino acids)
Biological process (GO): bicellular tight junction assembly; cell adhesion
Cellular component (GO): bicellular tight junction; plasma membrane
Molecular function (GO): structural molecule activity
Source: RefSeq, a predicted model, not a curated record
UUAGCCUGAGAGCCUGUGGCAGCUGUCGGCAGGAAGGAACUGGUCCGGUCACCCCCGCUGGGUUCGUGCCUCUGACUCUCAGGAGAGACACCCGGAGCUGCUCCAACUGGCUUUGCCUCUGGACUUGUGGUGAAAGGCCUUCCUGCGAACGCUGAGUGUUCAUCCUCGGCACUUGGACUCCACAGCCUCCAGGAGCAGAUCCCCACAGCCUUCCAGGGCCCAGACCCCGGCAGACGCUGAGCCAUGGCUUCCAUGGGGCUGCAGGUGAUGGGGAUCGCGCUGGCCGUGCUGGGCUGGCUAGGCGCCAUACUCAGCUGCGCGCUGCCCAUGUGGCGCGUGACGGCCUUCAUCGGCAGCAACAUCGUCACGUCGCAGACCAUCUGGGAGGGCCUGUGGAUGAACUGCGUGGUCCAGAGCACCGGCCAGAUGCAGUGCAAGGUGUACGACUCGCUGCUGGCGCUGCCGCAGGACCUGCAGGCGGCCCGCGCCCUCAUCGUCAUCUGCAUCAUCUUGGCCGUGUUCGGCGUGCUGCUGUCGGUGGUGGGCGGCAAGUGCACCAACUGCGUGGAGGAUGACAGCGCCAAAGCCAAGACCAUGAUUGUGGCCGGCGUGGUGUUCCUGCUGGCCGGCCUGCUGGUGAUGGUGCCCGUGUCCUGGACGGCCCACAAUAUUAUCCGCGACUUCUACAACCCCCUGGUGGCCUCGGGCCAGAAGCGGGAGAUGGGCGCCUCGCUCUACGUCGGCUGGGCCGCCUCUGGGCUGCUGCUGCUUGGUGGGGCCCUGCUGUGCUGCACCUGCGCACCCCGCGCCGACAAGCCCUACUCUGCCAAGUACUCUGCCGCCCGCUCCGCCCCAGCCAGCAACUACGUGUAAGGCGCUACCGCGGACUCUUUUCCUUUCGGCUUUGUUUCUCCCUGGACUGAGCUUACGGUGACCCCAGGAUGGCCCUGCCAGAGGCUGCAGGGGACCGGGGAAGCAGGGACAGAGCCAGGCUGUUGGCCGGCAGCCCUCAGCCCCUUCCGGCCCUCUCGGACACUUUCUCAAGGUCACCACCGACACCAGCAAGGAUGGAUGGAGAGAGACUUCUGUACCACUCUCCUCGGAACGGCUGUGGAUAUGGGGGCUGGCUCCUGCUGGCCGGGACAGCUCAGCCCCAACUUUGCUUGGGCUCUGCCUCCGAGUGGGUAUUCAGCGGACCAUGAGACCAUGCCCGCAUUGACCGGUGUCUCCUUCUUUGAUCUUCCCCACUCCCUCUGCCAGCAUCCUCGGGGUGGGUCAGCAAGCUUUUGGGCCCAACCUUGCCCACAGAAACCUGCGGCCAUGAGAACAGCUGCCUUGCUCACCCACCUGCCCUUGGAGCGUAGUUGCGGAGCACAGAGUGGACAGACAGGUUUAGAGGGGAGGGGCGGAGGUGCUACAAACUGGUUUGGGUAGUGGUGGGGGAGGGGGCCAGAGAGAUGGCCCAGGCUGCCCCCACCCCUUCCAGCCCCCACCCUGUGGUCUCGGCCGAAGGACCCCGGGCCCCUUGAGACUGGCCACCUCUGGAUCUUCCGCCCCUGCCAAGGUCAUUGGCCAGCCUGGAGAGGGCAGGGGGAACGCUCUUCCUCUGGCUCUCACCCCAGGGAGUCCUGGGGCUUUCCCCGGCCUCCUAUGUGGUUUCUGUUUUGUAAUUUAAACUAUUUGUCACGGUAACUGCUAUUAUUUUCUACAAUAAAUGGGACCUGUGCACAGGAA